This is a messenger RNA of Dreissena polymorpha, 946 nucleotides long. Its product is annotated as survival motor neuron protein-like. Bases 53 to 874 code for a protein of 273 amino acids. Gene Ontology annotation, cellular component: cytoplasm; nucleus. The transcript has 7 exons. Gene Ontology annotation, biological process: mRNA processing. Gene Ontology annotation, molecular function: RNA binding. Lineage: Eukaryota; Metazoa; Mollusca; Bivalvia; Myida; Dreissenidae. The record is from RefSeq and is a predicted model, not a curated record.
AAUUAGCCAAUCGUUUGAUGUGAAACAAAGGAUAUUCGGCAAGUCCAGCAUCAUGGCGGACACAGGAGAAGUGUUGUUCCAAAAGGGACAGGACGAUAAUGAGGAGGACAUAUGGGAUGACACAGCGCUGAUCAAGGCCUAUGAUGAUGCUGUGUCUCUAAUGAAGAUGAAGGUAGCUGAGCAGAACGGAUUGGACUUGACAGAGCAAGUGGCCUCCUCAGCUGGCAAAAUGAAAGGCAAAAAGAAAAAGAAAAGAAACAAAAACAAAAAACAAAUUCAGUGGAAACAAGGGGAUCUCUGUCGAGCUAAAUACACUGAAGAUGGCUGUGUAUACGAUGCUGAAAUCAUUUCCAUUGAUGAUGCAUGUGGAACAUGUACAGUGCGAUAUCUGAAUUACGAAAAUGAAGAAGAACAAGACUUGAAAAACCUUCAGCAACCAAAGAGGCGAUCACUAGCAGCAAAAUCAUUAGAGCAGUCUGAGGCUGAGACAGACAGUGGGAUGGACUUUAAGAGCGCUCACAGUUCUACCAGGCUCCGUUCAUCUCGCACUCCAAGCCAUGCACAGCAAUUUGCCCCUGGGUUACCCCCAUGGGGAGGACCUGCGCCGGACCGGACAUCUCACAAGCCCAUGGGCUUCAUACCACCUCACAUGCCCAUGUUCCCACCCCAGCAUGGAGUCUUCCAUCCAGCAUGGGGUUCUUCACAGGCAAUGCCAAUGAUGCCUCCACCACCCCCACCCCCUCCCCUGCCUGACAUGUCAGAGAAGGACAAUGAGGCUCUAUGCAGCAUGCUCAUGGCAUGGUAUAUGAGCGGCUACCACACUGGCUACUAUCAGGGCUUACAACAGGGCAAGAAAACAUUUCCAAAGAGAUGACAUUCAAAGUAAGAGUGAAUGAAGACCAUGCUUAUAUUGAUGUACAAUAAUUGAAUAAAAUUUUUGAAAAUC